AUGUCACUCGAGCAAAUGUCAGCGCUCCUCGCAACUGCGCCGAAACAGCCAAAGAAAACGUCACUUGCACGCGAUGAUGGCAAAAAUCAUGACGCAGUCACUUCCACAGAUGACCCUUCCUUUGCAUCCAAAACGCCAUUCUCCGUUCUUCGUACGCAAUUGUGCCUUGAUGCAUCCCACAUGGAUCCGGCAAAUGAGCUGCGACGUCAGUUCGGUGCAGCGGCCAUCAAGGCGUCGGAGCGAGAAAAGGGUGGCGGUUUGCCAUCUCGAGCUGGCUCACGUAGUCGAGAGAAUCGCGGAGCGAAUCUAAAUUCGAAUAUGCGCGUGCGCACAGUCCUUUGCACGCCCAAGCCGACAUGGCCAGACUUGAAUCGCUCGUUUGUCGGUAUGUCGAUGACCACAGAUGAUAUGCCUGGCGGAGCACGCGUAUGCAACUGGGUACAUAGCCGUGCUUACAAACAGGCACAAUUCCAGUUUGCACAAGCUGUCAGCUCAUACGAUACCCAGUCUCUCGUGGCGCUCAUGCGUGUAUUUCCUUGGCAUGUCGAUACGCUGCUGCAGUUAUCUGCUGUGUCGCGGUACCAGGGUGAUCUGGGACAAGCCGGUGACUUUUUGGACCGCGCUUUGUUUGCCAUGGAGCGUUCAGCAGUGCCGACGUUUGUGUCCGGUCUGACAUCGAGCUCUGGUCCUCCGAUGUGCGACUUUCAGCGUGCGGAAAACCGCGCUUUCUGGCUUGCUGUUCACCGCAAUAUCGACUUAUUUGGCCGCCGCGGAACAUGGCGAACGUCGCUUGAAUGGUGCAAAUUACUUUUUGCACUGGACAUGACAGAUCCGCACGGCAUCUUGCUCUGGAUCGACUUUCUUGCUAUCAAAAGUCGUCAGCUAGAUUGGUUCUUGGCCUUCAUUGAUGCACUAGAUGCGUAUCGAAAUGCCAAUAAGGUCGCCGUUGAAACGCCCUCCUCGUCGUCUCUUGACAAGCUCAAAAGUGCGGCCCACGAUACCACGCAUGGAUCCCUCGACUGGAGUGUGGGCCUGUCAUUUGCUCGCGCCUUGGCACUGCGCGGCACCAAAGCUCCAUCAAGCGAUGCUGCAUUGUCGCUUGCGAUCGUACGGCAUCCACGUGCAGCCAUUCUUUUGGCAGACAAACUGGAUGUGAGCGUCCCCGCUGAGGUAGUGCGUGCUUAUCCCAUCCGUGGCGCCUACAGCUCGUCAGACCCAGCAUUUGACGAGCUCCUGUCGCAUAUUUAUGUACACCGCUCAUUGAAUCUGUGGAAAGAGGCAGCGAAUCUCAAUUGGUUCCGAGCACGCGCGGCAGAGACCUGGCCUGUUCUGAUGGACCUAUCCAAAACGACCGGACCUGCGAUACAAAAGUUUGCCCAGGCAGACGGCACGAUCCGUAUGGGUGUGUACCGCCAUAUCGUUGUAGCGGAUGUGCCCGAGGCAUUGCACCAACAGCUGGUGCGAUAUCUUCCACCGGAUGUGAGGAACCCACCCGGCGGCAUGGACACAUUUGAUCCAUUACCGCCCCAGAAUGGCACGCGCUUCGAUGAGAUUGUGGGAAUUGCUGCAGCGACUGCAGAAUCUGGGCGUUCAUGA
Malassezia globosa CBS 7966 is the source of this 1596-nucleotide messenger RNA. RefSeq lists its product as uncharacterized. The transcript has 2 exons. Bases 1 to 1596 code for a protein of 531 amino acids. Gene Ontology annotation, biological process: ribosome-associated ubiquitin-dependent protein catabolic process; rescue of stalled cytosolic ribosome. The record is from RefSeq and is a predicted model, not a curated record. Lineage: Eukaryota; Fungi; Basidiomycota; Malasseziomycetes; Malasseziales; Malasseziaceae. Gene Ontology annotation, cellular component: RQC complex.